AUGGAGUCCGUUCGCCAGUCUUGUCGGCCAAAGCACCAGGUCCUGACCUUGAAAUGUUAUCCGAAAUACCAGAAGGGGGUGUCGGAGGUCCGGCCGAAUCCUAGUGAACUCUCCUAUUUGCUGUACUAUACGAGCACGCGCCGCAGCAAGCUGACCAAGGUCGGCGGUUUCCUGGAGAAGAGAGUUGCCCGAGAUGUCUGGAGACGCAGAAUAGGGAAUGUUCAGGUGGCGCUGCAUAUCAUGGCUGCGCUCAUCGAAAAAGUUCCUCGCGACCUUCCUAUCUACGCCCGAUCCGUCAUGACAGUAAUCGAUACCGUUCUGCGAUCCAAUGACAUAAAUAUGGUGGAGGAAUCGAUUGUGACCUUCGAAAUGUUCUGCCGGCAUCAGGACAUUGCGGCCAUUGCGGCUGACCAGGGCCUCGCACAGCAAUACCGAGAAGUCGUGCGAACUUACACCAGCCUUGCCGACCCGGAAUUCACAUCCAACUCCAACGCAAAUCUCAGCCCGCAGGUGGCCAUCCGAUGGAGAAAUGCGGGACUGCGAGCUAUCAGAGCUGUGGUCAGCUCAGAGACCUUGGCCGCAGAUGGAGGAAUAUCGCUGAAGCUCUGCUUGCCAGUUAUUCUGAAGAACCUCUAUUCUGACGAUGAGGAUCUUCUUACGACACUGAAGGCCAAGCUGACCGAAUCUGACCCGAAUGAACGUGAAGGGCCCAAACCCCGCCGAAUGAGUGUCAACACGGUGCACACAGUCGACACGGCAGAGGGUGACCCCGAGCUGGCAGCGCAGUCAGCCGCUGACGCGGAUCGAAAGGCGGAAAUGGGCGCUCGGCUCUUGGCCCUGCGCUGUCUCGAGCAAACCAUCGUCUCGGGGAGUAAUCGGGGCCAGAUCCGUAUUGCAGUAACGGUGAUUCUACAGUUCAUCUCAAGCAAGGGCUUCCCACAGAGCGAAAAGCGUGCCCGGAUCAUCGAGGGUAAAAGUGGCAACUGGGCAACAUCUCUGAUCGAACUCAUUGCGAACUGGUGUCCGGUGCAAGUUCGUUUUAUCAUCUUGAUCACAGCUAUGGAGAUUCUCCACAAUACAAGCCCCAAGGAGGAUGCUUUAGAGUCAUCAUUCACCAUUCUCUCUGUGGUGGAUUGGCUUCUCAGAUCUUCCGUGAACAUGAUUGGACUCAGCGUCAUGGACAUCCUCUUUGGACUUAUGCACUACGCUUCUGAUAUACUCUCACCGCCAGAGCGUACUGGGUCUGCAGAAUCAGAGAAGAAAUCAAAUCGAGCUGAAUUCGUGGUUCAAAUCUCCCCCCGACGACAGGAUCUUCUUACGCUUCUGGAGCAGUGUAUUGGAGAUCUUGCAACGCACAUCUACUACGGAGACCAGGUCGCAGACAUGAUGCGGGCUAUUCUCAGGCGUUUCAAGCCUAAUAUCCACCAAGAUAGUUCCGCGCCAUCCACAUUGGCAACCGUUCACGAAUCCGGAGUGGCGCAUGAGGGGUCGACAAAUUCCGGAUCUGAGACAAAUGGAGAGAAAGCAAGCACAGAAACCUUCUCUCAUGCUGCCGCUAAACUGACUGCUCUCCGAGCCGUCAAGGCCAUCUUGGUUGUGGCUAAUUCAAAAACGCCAGCCACCAUGUCUGGCGCAGAAUAUAGACAACCGGUCGGCAUCCAUGUGUGGGAAGGAACCCAAGUACUUCUUCGUGAUGCGGAUCGUGAUAUUCGCUAUGCCUAUACCGAUGCAUUCCUAUCAUGGCUGCAGAUUGAGACCAAUGGGGGCGAUCUCAAGGUGCGAUUAGAUUCACCCAAGUACAUCAAGACAACCCCCAAGAAAGACUCCGAGGAGAUGGAUAGGCCGACUCGACGAGCUACCUCGGCUCCUGGGAACCAGAGGGACAAAGUGGCGCAAGUGGCACAGUCGAACUUCCUCCGUCUUCUGCACUUGGCUAUCUAUGAUGCUGCACUCGAGGCAGCUGCUGAGGACGCCGAGAUUCUCCUGCUGCACCUACUUCUUGCAAAUCUUGUCGAGAACCUCGGGGUGAAUGCCGCUCAAUUCGGUGUUCCUAUGGUUCUUAAAUUGCAAGACGACUUGUUUACAUCUAUGGAUCUGAGUUCCUUCGCAGCUCGCGUUAACAUUGGAAGCUUGAUACAUGGAUACCUUCUUGCGCUGUCUGAGCAUUUCGACAUGCAGUCCUCCCCCGUGGGUCUUGAGAUAAGUAAUGAGAUUCAACAGCGACAGGGCAACGGAUAUUGGCUUUUUAAAAUCCGCCUGCCCCCAGUCGAUCUCUAUGCCAUUGUUUUUGACAGUGAGAAGAGGUCUGACAAUGACUCCACCUCCCCACCUCCAUUGACACCCUUCCGUAAUGUCGACGGACUUGUCUAUAUGAUUGACGAGUCUUAUCGCAAAUUGGUAUCGUCUCCUCCACAAAGCCCCUCGACUUCUUCUCCAGCACGAGGAUUCACAUUCCCGGUACUUGGGCACCCCGCAACAGCAGUGAAAUCCCAGGUUGAGGGCGGUCUCCCGCCCGCCGUGAAAGAACAGAUGUUGUCUCCGUGGUCUCGCGAGGCAUGCCUGGCAGCUGUCGAUAAGGAAAGCAAUGGAGCAUCAUCGAUAAAUGGCUCUCGGGCUACUCAGAAUGCUCGCAACAACCAAACCAACGGGGCUACAAAUGGCUCACCCGCCGGUUCCCAAUAUCCCCGCCGCAUGAGCAUUCCGGAGAUAACAGGCUCGUCAUCCCAAGGCUCGAGCAGAGGCUCGCCUGUUCGCGUCAAUGAGCUUCGACGCGUGCUUUCGAUUACUAACGACUCCCAUGCUCGACGCCUCAGUCCAUUGCGUGGACGACUUGACGCAUCGAAUGCCAGUAUCAUUUCUUCCGGGAGCGAUAGCAUGAUCAGCGGCAACUUCUCUGUUUCCGAGAUAGAUGGAGAUGCUACCUCAAUUCGACCAGAGAGCCAACAAACACCCGAUGAAGAUGGAACAGAGACACCCCGCGCUUCGGCCGCUGCAUUUGUCCUAUCAGGCGAUAAAGCCCCAACCGACGAAUCCCCGAAUCCACCAUCCCUGAAUCGGGUUGAUUCAGACGCAGAAAUCCCUCCCGUUCCACCGAUCCCGGUCGGCUUGUCGAUCCCAGGUGGUUUCCCGAACGACCCACAGCGCUCGCUGACCUCAUAUGAUCGCCCAUCCACCGCACCGGGCCCCUCAGGACAGUCUCUGGUGAGAGACAGGGCUGAAGCUAGUGCCUUAAAUCACAAACCUCUAAACCGCAACAAGAGCCGGUCCAAUCAUAGCCUUGCCACAGCUGGAAUCCCCGAACUCUUAACCGACUAUGAGUCCAGUGCCCUGGAUGGUAACCACCAAGAUCAACUGAGGAAGCUCUUGGAUGGGUUCCUCUCGCCCGGCGAGACCGCGCUGGCGAAUGGAAACCGCCCGGCAACUGCCAAACCUGCUUCCAAGGCUCCGCUGAGCGGAUCUAACAGCAGACGACAGGUCAGCGGAGGCCUUGGUCGGCCACCCUAUUGA
Molecule: messenger RNA, 3507 nt
Organism: Penicillium samsonianum
Lineage: Eukaryota; Fungi; Ascomycota; Eurotiomycetes; Eurotiales; Aspergillaceae
Exons: 2
Coding region: 1-3507 (1168 amino acids)
Biological process (GO): protein localization to plasma membrane
Cellular component (GO): plasma membrane
Source: RefSeq, a predicted model, not a curated record